UUUACAUGAAUCGGUUAUCCCUAGUUUGAAGUAAACAGUAUGGAUAUUUCCCAGUAGAUUAUUUUAAUAAAAUAUGGUUAAAAUCAUUCAAAUAAAUACAGUUUUAUGAGUGUUAUGGAUUAAGGAUUAAACAUGUGGCCUAUACUUCUUAAUAUGACACGCGACGAAUGUCGACGGACGCUUAGAAGACUCGAAUUAGAAGCCUACUCGAAUAUGAUGACUGUGUUCAGAGCACAAGGGGAAUUAGAAGACAACAGAAAAAAGUUGCUCGAGGAACUACGCGCCGUUUUACAUAUAAGCAGCGAUCGCCACAAUGCUGAAGCGCGUCGCGUCUCUAAUGACGAGCUCUUAGCUACCAUUGCAGAACAGUUGGCUGGUCCUAACACAGCUCUAGGAUGGAUCAGCGAGGGGCGCCGGCGCGUGCCGCUCAUGCCGCGUGGCGUCGCGCAGACCAUGUACACGGAGCUGGCGGAUAGAGCCGCCGAGACAGCGGCCGCCGAUAACAAAGAAAUCAAAAAUAGAAUUGAGAGUGAAAAGCUAAUCGCUCCAAAGACUAAUGAAGAAGAAAUGCUGGAUGCCGAGGGCCAAACUGCUGAGGCUGCUCUCCAUACAAAUGAAGUUAUGGAUGAAAUGUUGUAUACCCCUGUAGCCAUGGAAGAUCACACUACAAAAAUUUGGGAAACAGAGUUGAUUUGCCGCAAACGAAAAUUACCUGAAAGUGGAGCUAUACCAGACGAAGCACCACCACCACCAAUCAAAAAUAUGAGAAACAUACCUGUUAACACUAAUCAAAAGCAUCUCAAUCUAUCACAAGUGUAUUCACGCUUCUCUCAGCCGGCAGCGAGUAAGGCGACCGGACACUCAAAACAUUCUUACAAUCAAGUGAGUAAAGUUUCAACUAGUAAAUCGAGUCAGCCGCACGCACCGCGUGCCGCACCCAAGCCGCGCGCGCAAAAACAGAGCGCCCGAGCCGCGUCUAAAGCACAAAAGAAAAAGCAAGAGCCGCCGCCAUCGCCCGACAAGCAGUAUCCCGGGUCCGGGCAGCUCGACUACUCGGGCCCACCCGGCUCCUUCCAGGCCAGCUACGCGCAGUCAAUACUGGGCGGCAAGACGACGGCCGACUACAGCGACGACAUGAUCCCCAAACCUUCGCCCGGCGUGGCGGCCGAGGCCCCGCCCGACGCGCAGGCCGCGCCCGCCGCCAAGCAGCUCGUCGCCAGAAAGCCUUGCCACCUUAUUAUCAAAAAGCGUGGUGACGUCGCAGCUGAUAAAAAAGUACAUAUGUCCGAUUUCAAAGUCAUACAGAAGCCUUCGGACGAAAUAAAACUCGUGACGAGUCGACCUUCCGUCGCAUCUGCGAGCCCGAUGCUGCGACCGGCCGGCCCGCCUGGCAAAAUGGUAACCACCAAAGUCAUCGGCUCCCUACCGAAACCUCGUACUUCCGUUCUGCCGCCGGAGAAAAUGAUCGUCGUAUCUAAAGCGUCGAUAGAAAACAGGUUGCCGAAUUCAAAAAUUGUAAUCGCUUCCUCGGCGAUAACCACACCGAGCAGAGACAGCCCGCAGAUAGUUACGAGUGGCGCAUCCAGUCGAAGCAUUCAAACGUCGGAAGCCCUGACCCCGAAAGGUAUACCGGCGACCGACCUUAAAGUAUCUGCGAAGACUUUCGUUUUGAAUCCGAAAUCGGGCCAAAAGAUGGUAGUGGUGCCGGCAAAAGCCAAUAAAGAGGGCCAGCUCCCGCUCUUUCACUUCAAAGGAAUACCCACUGGUGUGAAAUUGGUAACUGUUAGCUCACAACUCAAUACUCAAGUCACAAAGCCGACGGGUAUAACUGGUGUAUCGAAACCGACUAUCGUGAACGCGAUGCCUUCAAAUGCAAAGAUUGUCGGAGUGGAACCUAUAAAAACAGCUAAUAUGGCGGAUAUCGUACCCGUGAAAGGUCUACCGACGGUCUCUUCUCCUAAAAUCACUAACCCUAUAGUGAGGCCUAUGAACGCGAAAGGUAACCUUAUAGUCGUACAGAAAGGCGCUACGCUGAGUAAGACGCUUACGUUCGCUAAAAAUGGUAGUGACGUUUCUAAAAUAAUUAUGGGCAAAAAUGUGAAUAAGCUGUUACAAACGUCGAAACCAGAUCAAGUAGACGGGUGCAAGGCGGGAAAUGUCAUAGUUUUAGAGCUCAAUAACGAGCAGACUGCCCGAACCACAACCAUGUCCGAGAUAUUGGAGAGCAGAAACACUAACGCGCCGUGUGUCGCCGAGCAAGAUACAUCUUGUGCCGCGCGACGGAUAACACAGGACACGCCGGUACUGUUCGAGGCACAGAUAACUCCCGACACUUGCAACACCAGUAGCUUAGAUUCCAGCACGAGUUUGCGAGAAAUAGAGCAUCUAGAAGAAUCUAGUUUAAGCUUAAUGGACAAAAAUGUUAAGGAUAAAUCUAGCUUUAGUAAAAGCGUCGAAAUAAAAGAUACGUCGAGCGUCACCGAUUGGGAGCUCGACUUGGAAACGUCCGGGAAAAGUAAAGAAGUUGAUAAAUUAAACUCAUUACAUUUAGAUCUCGGCAUGUCGAGCGAUAGUGAAAAUGAAUACAUCGUCGAUAGCCAUGAGACGAAGAUCCAGCACUUGCCUGCUCAGAGGAUACAGACUGCUACACCCCCUGUAGAUAACCUGGACAGAUAUAGCAAUUCAAGUGCUCUAGCUCGAACCACGAGGACACUUCUCAGUCAGCUACAAGACGACGGCUCGUCCAGUAACGAUUCGUCGUUUGCCAUCAAAGCAAAAUGUACUAAAGUAAAGGAUAGCGAGAUAAAAUUGGACAAAUCGGAGUCGGAAGCGCUGUCCAAGGCCCGAGCGAAGUUGUCGGAGAAAGUGGCGGAGGCGCGGUCGCAACAGAAGCGGAUAGACGUGUACAGCACGGCGAUCACGACGUCCGACAUCAAUCUGGACUCGUUCGCGUAUCUCGACGAGAGUCUGAUGGCGGGCGACGACGAGUUUGCCGCGGACGGCAAGCGCGAGGCGCGGGCGGCGGACGUGUUGGACGACCAGCUGAGUCGACUGCUGGGCGAGGACUCGGCCAACUCCGCAGACUCGCAACCCGUAAGUGAAACUUUGCCUUUACACAAAAAUGAGCAAUAACCUAGUUGUAUGGCGUAUGGGUAAAAUAUUUCUUUAAAAUGUAACAGUAACUUGUGUUGGACUGCCGCAGUUAGUAGACUUUUUCAAAUGAUCAGUGACUAAUAUGAGUUUAUUGAUGGACAAAUUGUUCAAGGUCACGCAUCAAUGCGGUUUGUAAAAAUGUGAUUUUUUGUAUAUUAUUGAAAAUAUAUUUUUUUAAUGAAAAAUGACCAGGAAAAUGAGGCUAGAAAGUUAAAAAUCGAUGAUUUGGAAAAUAUACUCCUAUUUUUUAAAGCGCAGCUUUUUUAAUAUUAUAUUUUGGAUGUGGUUUAAAUUGUUCGUGUUCAACAUACUGUGUUCGUGUUAACCUUACGUUUUGGUCGGUCGGUUAACCGUAAUCGUCAAACAUAAUUUAUAAAGUUAUCAAAAAUAUACUAAUACACCGAGCUCUAACAUUUGAGAAGAAAUAAAUAAUUUUCAAUUAUUUUAAUACUAAAUGUAGUUGACGUGGUAUUUUAAAAAAAUGCAUUUUCGUCAAUGAUACAGACAACAUUAUUAUAAUACGAGAAUUCUGUACUGGGCACCAGUUGUCACCUGGAAUGUCGAAGCAUAUCAAAAAUCUUUUUAGUGUCCGACCAAAGGUCGAUUACAGGUUGAGUCCGAAUGGCUAUCGCUACAACCUUCGAUCAAAGCCGAAGGCUUCGUAACGAAAUUCAGUCUAAAAGUGAAUAAAGUUUUUUUUGAUUUAUGCUGACUGCAGUUGUCUUUGAACUUGUCAUAAAUAAUAAGACUUCGUAAUAAUUUUCUAUUCUAUUACACUCUCGCGCAUUCGCAACUGUUCGUACAAUAUAUCGGCGUUUGCUAGAACCACUAGAAUCCUUCGACUUCGGCCAAAACUUCUGGCCAUUUUAUCCGAAGCUGUAGGUUUGGCCGAAGGUGGCCGAAGCCAAAGCCGAAAAUUCGGUCGGACACCGUUUACCUAUUUUUUAAACAGUUCAAGUAACCUAAUAUUCAACAAGUAGGUACGUACAUUAUACAGUUUUGUUAAUCAAGAAAGAAAAGAACUAUUAUGAUAAUUAUGUAUUUGCUCAAUUUACAUAAUUUUAUAUGUGUAAUAUAUUUUCGUAUUAAUGAAAUUAAGUUGUAAUUUUUACACUAUGUAAAAUAUACAAUAUGUAUAUUUAUAAUUUUUAUAACAUUAUCAUUAGCAAUGUGUAUAAAACUAUUGGCCAAUGAAGGAUAAUUUAGAAUGCUUAUUGGUUUAUUUUGAAACCAAACUUUUGGUUUAACUGCACUGGUGCACUUUCAACUUAUGUUAGAGGCAUAAAGUCUAGUUCGAACUGUUUAGUAUUUUAGUCGAAGGUGAGCAAUUAUUAAUUUAGUAGCUAAAAUACUCACCACUCGACAAAAAUCGUUCGCACUUUGUUUUGUGGUGUUGUACAGCGUCAUUUUACGCGGGAAAAAAAUAUCACAGCUCCACGGUCCGGCUAUCAUGGCUCUUCAUUCUUCUUCGAAAGAAUAAUCAGACUUAAAUACUCAGUACUUGAGCGCGAUCGAGCUUCGCUCAGACACACAUUCAUAUGAAUUUCAAAAGUUAAAUAUUUAUCUGAAUACUAAAUGUCAUCCAUAUGACAUAUCUUUAGAGCCGUUUCUGAAAAACCAAUUAAAUAUAAUAUUAUUUAUAUGCUUAAACAGCACAGUAUAUUUUUGGGGGAGCUACCCGUGCACUCAGCGGCUUCUACCGGUGAGAGUAGCCAGUGGGUGCAAGGGAAAUUCGUAUAAUAACCUGUUCAAUUCUGCAUUAGGGUUGGAAUUAAAUUUAAUUACAAAGUACCAGUACAAAAGAUUGUACUGGUACUUUGUACAGUAUGUCAAAACAAAUCGGGGCUAAAAUAUAUAAACUUUUUUUAAAUAAAUUAAUAUAAUAAGUUAUUAUAACCUAAUCUCCUUAAUAAAAUUAAUUUCCUUUUUGGUACUAUGGAAUUCAACCACAAUUGAACAUUGUUUUACCUGAGACAGAAAAAUCGUUAUAAAAUACAAUUUUAUUAUUAUUGAUGAAAAAAUAUAGUGUGCAAAUAUAGUUUUAUUAAUUUAUGCUUAAUUAAUAAGUGUUGUGACUAUAUUAUAGAUUUUCAAUUAGUUAUCCCAAAAUGUUAAUUUAAGCAUCGUAUCGCACAAAAGCAACGUAACAUUAAGUUGAUGUAUACUG
Maniola jurtina (meadow brown) is the source of this 5320-nucleotide messenger RNA. Its product is annotated as BRCA2-interacting transcriptional repressor EMSY. Gene Ontology annotation, cellular component: nucleoplasm. Bases 133 to 3132 code for a protein of 999 amino acids. Gene Ontology annotation, biological process: regulation of DNA-templated transcription. The record is from RefSeq and is a predicted model, not a curated record. Lineage: Eukaryota; Metazoa; Arthropoda; Insecta; Lepidoptera; Nymphalidae. The transcript is spliced from 6 exons.